AUGUCUGAGUUAGGUGAGUAUUCUAAAUUAGAAAACAAAGAGCUUAGAACGGAGUUUGAAUUGACAAAUUUUCCUUUUCCAGGCACAACUGAUAACGACUCCGAUGACGGAAGCCAAGGGCAGAACUCUUUGAAUAUCAUUACUCCUGACAUGGAUGAUACUCUGGUUAAUGAUGUACUUCGAGAAAACGAUAAAAAGUCUAGUAUGAGAAUGGCUUUUAUGAAUCUAGCAAACUCUAUUCUUGGUGCCGGAAUAAUUACUCAGCCGUUCGCGAUCAAAAAUGCUGGUAUAUUAGGCGGGCUAUUAUCAUACGUAGCCCUCGGAUUUAUAGUUGAUUGGACGUUAAGACUUAUUGUCAUUAACUUGACUCUUGCUGGCAAGAGAACAUACCAGGGUACGGUCGAACAUGUAAUGGGUAAAAAAGGGAAAUUGCUGAUUCUAUUUACAAACGGGUUAUUUGCAUUUGGUGGAUGUAUUGGUUAUUGCAUAAUUAUUGGGGAUACGAUACCCCACGUACUCAGAGCUAUAUUCAGCCAGAACGAUGGUAAUGUACAUUUUUGGCUCAGGCGAAAUGUCAUAAUUGUAAUGGUCACUACUUUCAUUUCCUUUCCGUUAUCAAUGAAGAGAAACAUAGAGGCACUAUCAAAGGCAUCUUUCUUGGCCGUUAUAAGUAUGAUUAUAAUUGUACUGACAGUGGUAAUUAGAGGACCUAUGCUGCCCUAUGAUUGGAAAGGUCAUUCUCUGAAGUUAUCUGAUUUUUUCAUGAAAGCUACUAUAUUCAGAAGUCUCUCUGUCAUUUCCUUUGCGUUGGUUUGUCAUCAUAAUACUAGUUUUAUUUUCUUUUCCAUGAGGAAUAGAAGUGUGGCAAAAUUUACCAGGUUAACGCAUAUCAGUAUCAUUAUCUCAGUAAUAUGCUGUGCACUAAUGGGAUAUUCGGGAUUUGCAGUUUUCAAAGAAAAAACAAAAGGCAAUGUUUUAAACAGUUUCCCAGGAACAGACACUGCUAUCAACAUAGCCAGACUCUGUUUCGGAUUUAACAUGCUAACCACAUUCCCCAUGGAAAUUUUUGUUUUGAGAGAUGUUGUCGGUAACUUGUUACAUGAAUGCAACCUUAUUAAAAAUUAUGACGAACACACUCAAUUAUCAGGUAAACAGCACGUCGUUAUAACUUCUUCACUAGUCUUCAUCACCAUGGGUAUAUCAUUAACUACAUGUAAUUUAGGAGCAUUAUUUGAACUGAUUGGGGCCACUACGGCAUCGACUAUGGCUUACAUUUUGCCGCCAUACACAAAUUUGUUGUUAACUAGUAAGAAGAAGAGUUGGAAGGAAAGGCUUCCUUUCUAUCUUUGUAUAUGCUUUGGUUUCAUGAUUAUGAUAAUCAGCAGCACCCAAACUAUUAUUGAUGCAGUUAAUGGUUCUGAUGGACAGCACUGCCAAAUAUAG
This is a messenger RNA of Saccharomyces cerevisiae S288C, 1443 nucleotides long. RefSeq names its product Avt2p (gene AVT2). Gene Ontology annotation, cellular component: vacuolar membrane. Bases 1 to 1443 code for a protein of 480 amino acids. Lineage: Eukaryota; Fungi; Ascomycota; Saccharomycetes; Saccharomycetales; Saccharomycetaceae. The record is from RefSeq and is marked reviewed. The transcript has a single exon. Gene Ontology annotation, biological process: L-alpha-amino acid transmembrane transport.